This is a messenger RNA of Glossina fuscipes, 1085 nucleotides long. Its product is annotated as NFU1 iron-sulfur cluster scaffold homolog, mitochondrial-like. Bases 63 to 920 code for a protein of 285 amino acids. Gene Ontology annotation, biological process: iron-sulfur cluster assembly. The transcript has 3 exons. Lineage: Eukaryota; Metazoa; Arthropoda; Insecta; Diptera; Glossinidae. Gene Ontology annotation, cellular component: mitochondrion. The record is from RefSeq and is a predicted model, not a curated record. Gene Ontology annotation, molecular function: iron ion binding; iron-sulfur cluster binding.
AGCUGUGUUUUUGUUUAUCUUAGAACUAUUGUUUAAAGUUAAAAUUUGCUGAAGAUUGCAAAAUGUCGAGAACAAUUUUAACUGCGUUCCGCAACUUUCAAUGCAAUGUUAAGAAUGUCAAUAGAAUAACUUGCAGCAUUGCGAGUUUUCGACAGAGCUUUAAACCAAAUGAUUGGAAAUCUUCGUUGUUGUCCAAAAAUGAUCUAUUGAAGUCAUGCAACUAUCCACAAAUAUUGAGCAGGUCGAUGUUUAUACAAACUCAAGAUACUCCAAAUCCAGAUAGUUUGAAAUUUAUGCCAGGGGUAGAUGUGUUGGGCAAAGGCAAUACAUAUGAUUUUCCCUCAGUCUCCGCUGCGCAUUGCAGUCCUUUAGCGAAACUGUUAUUUCGCAUUGAAGGCGUACGUUCGGUUUUCUUUGGUGCAGACUUUAUAACUAUUUCCAAAAAUGAAGACGCCGAAUGGGGUAUUAUAAAAGCCGAGGUAUUUGCUAUUAUUAUGGAUUUCUUUGCUAGUGGUUUACCCAUUUUGAAUGAAGCGACACCGAAUUCCGAUACGCAAAUCAAUGAAGAUGACGAUGAGAUUGUUAUGAUGAUUAAGGAACUCUUAGAUAGCCGCAUACGGCCUACAGUGCAAGAGGAUGGCGGCGAUAUUAUAUUUAUGGGCUAUGAGGAGGGUGUGGUAAAGCUGAAAAUGCAAGGUUCCUGUUCUUCAUGUCCCAGUUCAAUAGUUACAUUGAAAAAUGGUGUACAAAAUAUGUUACAAUUUUACAUACCGGAGGUUCAAGCAGUAGAGCAAGUUUACGACGAGGUCGACAAAGUAGUUUUGUCAGAAUUUAACAAGUUGGAAAGGAAUAUGAAAUUAAAAGAACAAGCGACGGUAAAUGAAGCAGCACCGCCAAAUAUUGAAGAGAAGAAAUCCUAAUUGAAUCUAAUUGGUUUUUGUUAAAAACUUUGUAUAAUUUGUCUUGUUUCAUAUAAUUUAAAUAAUAUUUAUUUUGCGAUUGCGAUCUCUCUCAAAUUAUCUAAAACCUUAGGUAACGUCCCUGUUGCUAGUUAUUUUAAUAAAUAAUGACGUUCUAAAGUGAAA